This is a messenger RNA of Rotaria sordida, 881 nucleotides long. The record is from the annotation of a GenBank genome assembly. Lineage: Eukaryota; Metazoa; Rotifera; Eurotatoria; Philodinida; Philodinidae.
AUGUUAUAUUUAGAUGAAUGUAGUCGUGAUCGAUGUCAAUGUUGUAUCAAUCGAAUUGAUCAAAAGAAAGAAUGUGCAAAAAAUAUAGCUGAUAAAAUGAUUUCAUGUUUUAUUCAUUCAUGUGAUUAUUGUCCAGCUAAAGAUCAAUGUAAAAAAUAUUGGCAAGAUACUCAAACACGAAUUGAUUCAUGUAUUGAUGAUAUUGAUUCAAAACAAGUUUGUACUCGUCUUGGUUUUUGUAAUGCUUCAUCAUUAUGUAAGAAUAUGGGUAUAUUUCAACAAUCAUGUGAAGAAGCAAUUAAUGCUUUUACUCAAUCACUUAAACAUGAUCCACAAACAUUAGAAAAUCAUUUACCACAUACAUCAGUUGUAGUUUUACCAACAAAAUCUGAAGAAAAUAAUGAAAUAAAUAUUUUAAAUGAUUCAAAUUCUACUUGUAUUCUUUGUGAAUAUGUAAUGAAUAUUCUUUCAAAUUAUAUUCAUCAACAAUCAACAGAAAAAGAUAUUGAAGAAAGUUUAAAAAAAGUUUGUAAUCAAAUGCCAUCAACUAUUCAAAAACAAUGUCAUGAAUUAAUUGAUAAUUAUGGUCCACCAAUAAUUGCAUUACUUAUAGAAGAAUUUGAUGUAUCAAUAAUUUGUCGAAAACUUAAUUUAUGUACAAAACAAAUGAAAGUUAAUUUAUCUCAUUUAACAAAAGCAAAUUCAGCAACAUGUGGUAUAUGUGAUUAUGUUUCAACUUAUAUUCAUUUUGCACUUAAACGUGAUUCAAGUGAAAAAUCUCUUCAACAUGCAUUAUCAACUGUUUGCACACAUUUAUCAAAUGAACAUUAUUCACAAUGUCAAACAUUAGUUCAAUUAUUUUCACCACAUAUGAGAACAUU